CGGCCAAAUUGUAUGUGCACAACUAUUAAAUUGUUUGUACAGGAAGCGGGACUGAAAAAAAACAGCUUAUUAAAACGAAACACAUUAAAAAGUGGGAAAAGGAUAAGUGUCUAGGAAUUGCAACUAGCAUCCAAUGAUAGGUUCAAUUCACUCCACUUUUCUCAUAUGCAGGUUCACUGUUUUACCAUUUUUUUGCUCUAACCCUGCAGGAUCAUGAGGUGUUUUAUGAUCACUACGGAUGUGUUUUAUCUCAAAAUUUAGUGCUUAAAGUAUUAAUUUCUUGUUAACCCAUGAUUACUUUUUCUUGAAUGAUACUUGUAUCUGGGUUUUAGUGCAGGCAGCUUAAAUAAGUAUAAUUCUGACCCACAACUGCCAUGACGAGUUCUUCCGACUGCCAAUUUGCUCAUCAAAGAUUGGUUUCUUUGUAUAAAUCAACUUGUUUUUUCUCUGCAUGAAAUCAACACUCCCAAAGUUUUAAGAGCAAAUGGCGGGUGAACCAGUUAAUGCGAAUGAAUUUCAAGAGCUUGCUAGGAAAGCCCUUCCGAAGAUGUACUAUGACUUCUAUGCUGGAGGAGCUGAUGAUCAACACACACUAAAAGAUAACAUUGAAGCUUUUCAUAGAAUUAUUAUUCGACCUAGAAUUCUCAUUGAUGUGGGAAGAAUCGAUACGUCGGCUACAAUUCUGGGUCACAAGACUUCUGCCCCCAUUAUGAUUGGCCCAACGGGAAUGCAUAAACUUGCCCAUCCUGAGGGUGAAGUUGCAACAGCUAGAGCUGCAGGUGCAUGUAAUAUCAUAAUGGGAAUGUCAUUCUCAUCAACCUGCACCAUAGAUGAAGUUGCCUCUAGCUGUGACGCUGUUCGCUUCUUUCAAGUCUAUGUAUUCAAAAAGAGGUAUGUGACUGAAUUAAUGGUACAAAGAGCUGAGAGGAAUGGGUUCAAGGCACUAAUUGUUACUGUUGAUACACCAAGGCUGGGUAGAAGGGAAGCAGACAUUAAAAACAAAUUUGUACCACCUCAGUUAAAGAAUUUUGAAGGCCUUAUCUCAACCUCAGUUGUCCCGGAGAGUGGUUCAGGACUUGAGGCUUAUGCAUCAUCAACUCUUGACAGUUCCUUAAAUUGGAAGGAUAUUGCUUGGUUAAAGUCAAUUUCAACGUUACCAAUCCUGCUCAAGGGGAUACUGACUCAUGAGGAUGCAAAAAAAGCACUGGAAGUGGGAGUUGCAGGCAUUAUUGUGUCUAACCAUGGAGCUCGCCAGCUCGAUUAUUCUCCACCUAGUAUAUCUGUUCUUGAAGAGGUAGUUGUUGCGGUGGAGGGAAAGAUUCCGGUAUUGUUUGAUGGAGGGGUGAGGCGAGGGACAGAUAUAUUUAAGGCCUUAGCUCUUGGUGCACAAGCAGUUUUGAUUGGGAGGCCGAUAAUCUUCGGGUUGGCUGUAAAAGGAGAAAAGGGGGUGAAACGCGUGUUAGAGAUGCUGAAGGAUGAACUUGAGCUGACCAUGGCCCUUUCUGGCUGUUGCACUCUUAAAGACAUCACCAGAGCACAUGUCAAGACUGAGAGUGAGAGCCUUGUUUGCCGGCUCUAGUAAUUUCUUCCUAAAAUGAAAAAGCACACUUUUCUCAAGAUAUCUUGGUUUCUUCUUCUUUUAACAAAAGAAUUCUAUAUGUUUGUACAUUUCUAAAUAAAUCAUCUCCAGAGAUUUGAUUGGUAAAAAAUACGUAGUAUGUACUUUACAAAAUAAAUGAGAAAAAUAUGGGACGGAUAGAUCAACAAUUCUUGUUGUACGCAUUUUAUUGUUUUACAGGCAGAACUUGACCAAAAUCUGUACGGGCAGAACCGCAGAACUAACCUAUGGUUAUAUACACUUAUACUAGC
Cuscuta epithymum is the source of this 1869-nucleotide messenger RNA. The record is from the annotation of a GenBank genome assembly. NCBI's taxonomy places the organism in Eukaryota, Viridiplantae, Streptophyta, Magnoliopsida, Solanales, Convolvulaceae.